GGCACCUCUUCCGUCCUUCACACCUUGUCCGGCGCUCAUCCGACAUCGUCUAAAUUGCAGAUAUCUUUGCAAGAGAUGAUUUCAACUUCCAUCGCCCUGAAGUCCAGUCUCGAUAUCGAGGUCAUCGAUACGCCGAACGAAGCAGGUUGGGCUGCCACUUUGCUCGAUCAUCAGUCUCGUGCGCGUUCUCGCUCGCUGUCACGGAAGAGCAUUGCGAGUAUCAGUGUCAAGUCGUACAGCCCAGAUGGUCAGCGUACACAUGAGCAGGAGGGCGUGCCGUCUCACGUGGCUGUUGCAAUUGCUGGGCUGCAAAGAGAGAUAUUAAUGCUCAGGAGCGAGCUCAAUUUCGAGUUGUGGAUGGCUCGGGAGAACGUCAAGCACAUUGGGCGACUGUACCAGGAUCGCGUAGUCUCCAGAACUGCCGAGGUUGAACGGCAAGGGUUGCACAAUCGACUUCGAGAGUAUAAAGCAGAAGUGUAUCGCCUGCAGAAGGAGGUCAAGGAGCAAAAAGAACAAGCGCUCAAGGUUAAGAAUCAGUACGCGGACUGGAACCGCAAAUUGCAAGAUAGGAUCAAGGAGUUCCGGAACGAGAAGAGCUCCUGGCAAACUGAAGCGUCUGCGAUGCGCGCCGCUCACAAGGAAACCCAGGAUAGCUUCGCCGCUCAGAGCAAGCUUUUGUCGGAAGCGAAUCACAAGGUUUUCGAGCUGAAGACAGAUAUUAAAGCGAACCAGCACAAAGUCGAUAGGCUGCAUGACUAUGAACGCCAGAUUGAGCAGCUCAUUAAGCUACAAAGAUUAUGGGAAGCGGAUGUCCUCAAGCUAAACAGUCAAACAGAGUUCCUCAGUGAGUGUGCUAGUACGUACAAGAAGAUGGAAUUGCGUGUGGCGAACUAUCAGCAAGUCCAAGAGGAGCUUGAAGAGAAGAUAAGACGUCAGCAGCAAGAAAUAGAGUCUCUGGAAGCUCGGUUAUCCGUCACCCAUAAACAACUGGCGGCAUCUCGGAAGGCCGCCAGCAAGAGUUCUUCACCUGCUGCACACAGCGAAUGGACACAGCAAGCAGCGACAAACAAGCGUCUUCGCGAUGAGAACUCGGUCCUCUACGAUGAGAACGAGGAGCUGAAAGCGAUGAUUGAGAUGCUCAAGGCACAAGUAAGCGGGCGGACGGGGCUGGUGUCUGACCCUCGGGCCUCGCCAUUCAUAGGACCUACGCUGAGUAUUUGAGCCGAUACACUUUCUGUGCUAUACAUAAUUGUAUCCUUCUCUGUAAACCACUGCGAUAAUUGAGAAUGCUGCGUUUCAAGAAUA
This is a messenger RNA of Phanerochaete carnosa HHB-10118-sp, 1305 nucleotides long. RefSeq lists its product as uncharacterized. Gene Ontology annotation, biological process: regulation of cell cycle; negative regulation of TOR signaling. The transcript is spliced from 5 exons. The record is from RefSeq and is a predicted model, not a curated record. Gene Ontology annotation, cellular component: TSC1-TSC2 complex. Bases 76 to 1221 code for a protein of 381 amino acids. NCBI's taxonomy places the organism in Eukaryota, Fungi, Basidiomycota, Agaricomycetes, Polyporales, Phanerochaetaceae.